This is a messenger RNA of Lottia gigantea (owl limpet), 1745 nucleotides long. RefSeq lists its product as hypothetical. NCBI's taxonomy places the organism in Eukaryota, Metazoa, Mollusca, Gastropoda, Lottiidae. The record is from RefSeq and is a predicted model, not a curated record. The transcript is spliced from 4 exons. Gene Ontology annotation, molecular function: protein binding. The coding region runs from base 93 to 686 and encodes 197 amino acids.
AGAAAUCUGAUCGGUACAUUGUGUGAAAGUGACUACAGUUCUUGUAGAAAUAUUUUCGUUUCAAGACAUCCCAACAGAUAUAGAAUUCCAUAAUGUCACACUUUCGUGCUGUUCCAUUUGGACUUGGACGGGAUACACAGAAUAAGAUAGAUGGUCAAUUCAGUCCGUCUGAUGCUGUCAGAUGUUUAGAAUGGAUAAAACAAGAAUCUGGAGAAAAUUUUGAAAUUGAAGAAAAUACUGAAGAAAAAUUAAAAGUUAUUGAUAAUUUUUAUGAAAUAUUAAAAGAUGGUAUGAUACUCUGCAAAAUUGUAAAUAAAUAUCUUGAUGAUGAUAAAAAAUUAAAUUUCAAUUCAAUAACUUUUAAGAAGUCAUCGAAUUUGAAUUUUGAAGCAAACCGCGAAAGAGAAAGGUUGGAUCUGUUCUUAAAGAAAUGUGUAGAGCUGGGAAUUAACCGUGGUGCCUUGUUUCAAAUUGAUAAUCUAUAUGAAUGUACCCAUUUAGGUGCUGUUUGUGCUGGUAUUCAGGCGUUGGGAAGUGAGAUUGAAGCAAGACCAAACUUUUCUGGAACUCGCCAGUGGCCAAAGAAAUUUGUAGAUCCAAAUGCUGAAAAGAGAAAACAGAAAGAGAGGGUCGAGAGCCAAGGUUGUACCUACAAGGGAUUGUUGUACGGUGCUCCAACAGAGUAAACUUAUGGAGUCUUUCACAGGUGGCAAGUCGUGUGGAAACUGAAAUUAUAAGAUAAACACUGCCUAUCUGAUUUCAUUAUAAAACUCAUGUCAUGCGAUCUCAUUUCCCGCACACUAUAUUUUGAUUGUGUUACAGAUUCUGACAUUCGUAGAAGCAUGAUAAUCAUAACAUAACAUAAAAUAAACUGAACCACAUAAGAGACAAGGCACUGUAAAUUCAUUAUUUAUUUCACACACAAAGUUGAUGAUAUAGAAUUAUUUACAGCAAUGUAAUAUCGUCUAUUAUCAGAGAAGGGUACAGUCCGCUGAUACAGUUAUACUGUUAACAACGUCGUUGAGCACGCUGCAGAUGUGCUCUUCGAAGACAAUCUAUCAGGAUGGAGACAAUGUUAGACGUUUAAUAAAGGCUGCUUUUGGGUGUCUGUGACAUCUAUCUGAUCACCAUAUACCUAUUUAUGUAAAUACAUUCAAGUCAUCUUGAUAUCGUGUCACUGUGUUUCUUGUGUUGUUCAGGUAUAAUAUGUUACUAAACCCUCUAUGAGUCUAGUGCUUGACCUAUCAAACAUUGUGAAACAACCAAGUUGAUCCAAUAAUGCCAAUGUUUAAUGCCUUUUUUCUACAAUAAAUGGCAUUUUAGCUGUAAUAGGUCGUAUACUGUAACAAUUUUCAAAUUAUAUUUAGAUAGAUAACGUGUACCUUAACUGAAACUUGAAAUAUGCGAAAACAUCCUUAUCAAAAUUUUCAUUUAUCUUUAUCCAACUAAUAGUCACCGAUAAAAUUCUGUUUUAUUAAUUGAUAUAUAAUUACUAUAUGUCACUUUUGGAUAAUUGUUUACUUAAUUAAUUAAAACACAGAUCCCUUUUCUCAACUCCAAUUAUUAUGUAAAUAUGGAUGAAAAUAAUUCAAAAUAUAAUUUAAAAAGUUAAGUAUUUUGUAGAGCUUUUAGUUUAUAAUCUUUUGUUUUAUAAUUUCAUGCUUGAACAUUCUUGUUGUUAUACUUUCAAUGUAUUAAUCUUUCUGUGGAAAAUUACAUUCAAUUAAAUAUUUCAUUUACAGUAA